Molecule: messenger RNA, 2711 nt
Organism: Salmo salar (Atlantic salmon)
Lineage: Eukaryota; Metazoa; Chordata; Actinopteri; Salmoniformes; Salmonidae
Gene: lrit3a
Product: info leucine-rich repeat, immunoglobulin-like and transmembrane domains 3a
Molecular function (GO): protein binding
Source: RefSeq, a predicted model, not a curated record
AGCACUUCUUAUGCAUGCGGGACUUUGGGACUAUUCAUAUUUUCUCCUCUCUACAAAAGAUGAGGUGAAUUUAUUUCAACCUUUCUACUUGAGUUCCGAUGUCUUUACCUCUCCUCUUUCUCCUGACCUUGUGGUGUGAUCGUCGUGUUUGGUUGAUUUGGUGAACCAUGCAUCUUCUUCUCUACGCCCAUGUCUUCCUGUGCUGCUUCAGUGUGGCCCAUUCCUUCUGUCCUUCCCAGUGUACCUGUGUCUACCAUGGACGGAGUGAUGGAACGGGGACCAGAUCUGUGCUGUGUAAUGACCCAGACAUGUCCGACAUCCCCGUAAAUGUCCCUGUGGAUACGGUCAAACUGCGGGUAGAGAAGACAGGCGUGAGGCGCAUCCCCACCGAGGCCUUCUACUACCUGAACGACCUGCGCUACCUGUGGAUCACCUACAACUCUAUCUCCUCUGUGGACGCCGCCGCCUUCUACAACCUCAAGGUCCUCCACGAACUGCGGCUGGACGGGAACCUGAUCUCCACCUUCCCCUGGGAGUCCCUAAAGGAGAUGCCUAGUCUGAGGACGCUGGAUCUUCACAACAACCGCUUGACCAGCAUGGCCAUGGAGGCUAUCCCGUACCUGGUCAACAUCACCUACCUGGAUAUCUCCAGCAACAAGUUGACCACUCUGUCUUCGGACCUCGUGGAUAUCUGGUCGCCGUUCAACGGAAUGCCCGUCUCCUCCAGCCUGUCCCAGAAAGUGGUGCUCGGUCUUCAGGACAACCCGUGGAUCUGCGACUGCAGGAUCUCCAAGCUGAUCGAGCUCUCCAAAAUGUCUGACACAUCAGUAGUACUAAUGGAUAAGUUCCUGUCUUGCAGUGGGCCUGAGAACCUGGCCGGGGUUAUGUUCCAAAGGGCGGAGCUGGACCAAUGUCUCAAGCCGUCUGUCAUGAUGUCAGCCACCAAGAUUACUGCCUCGUUGGGCAGCAAUGUGCUUCUGCGCUGUGAUGCCACGGGUUACCCCACACCUACCCUAAUCUGGACCACUUCAGAUGGCUUACCUGUCAACAACACAGUGGUCCAGGAGUCUCCGGGUGAAGGUGUCCGAUGGUCCAUCAUCAGCCUAAAUGGGAUCUCGUACAAAGACGAUGGGGAGUACAGCUGCAAGGCUAAGAACUUCGCCGGUAAUGCAGAGGCUGCCAUCAGCCUGUCUGUGGCAGGUUAUGUCACUACAACCAUGCCCCCACAGAGGCUCAAUGGAGAGGCUGGAGGGAAUAGCCCAUCCACAACGUCCUCUGCUCCGGCAACUGACUUCCCCAACUCCCCUAGCACCCUGAUCACCACCACCACCCCAGCCAUGACCACACUGCCACCCGUUCCCACCAAGAAGAAAGUCAUGCCCAGCAAUGUGCAGCAGAAAGCCCCACCCAAACCAUCCAAGAUCCAGCAAGGCAGCGACAGGAUGCUGGCGGCGGAUCAGAGCAAAAAGAAGGACGCUUCCAAGUCUGUCCAAGAUCUCGAGAUCGUGGAGGAAACGGCGGACAGCGCGGUUCUACUCUGGACCGCCGAUGGUUUGCCGAGCGAUGCCCCUCUCACCGUUGUGUACUCUACUUACGACGAUGAGGAUGACUCCAAAAGGACAAUGGAUACCGAUGCCGGGAGUGGCAAGGUCCUCCUUGAAGGCUUAACUUCUGGAAUGAGGUACCAGGUUUGUCUGGUUGCCAAGGGAAGUGCGGCAGGGAUAGACCCUUGCAUCAACUUCUUCACCCUGGACAUUGUUGAGGACGAUGCCGAGAACCAGCUGUUAAUGAUCAUCAGCGGCAUUGCCUGCGCCGUGGCUUUACCUGUCAUCGGUCUGCUGGUCUACAAGAUCCUCUCACUCUACUGCCAGAGCAGUGUGCCAGGUUUGGACGACGAGCUGUCUAAAGACACGUAUGUGAAGUUCGAGACGCUGUCGAUGAAGCAGAGGACCUUGAACGCUAAUCCCAGUGAAUUGUGGGCCCACAGGCAGACCGAGGAGUCCCAAGAGAGGAUGCUCCUCUUCUCCAGGUCCAGCAUUGACUCACACAUGACAUACAGGAGUGACAGUUCCAGGUCAGAAUUUCUGUGCUAGCACUAGAUGAAGACUCUACAUAACAUCACUGAUUGUUGAAGCCUUCAUUUCUUCUUUUUUUUAAUCACACUUUGAGAUUUGGUUUGUCUCAAUACCAGUAUCGCAAAAUUCAGAAGUAUCGUGGCAAGAAAGAAAACGUUUUAAUUUCUUGAGGAAACAGCCCUAAUGCUGGAAACAAACAGCAUCAUGACAACUCAAUUUUAUGAUUGCUGUCUUUGCAGCUCAGCACUUACCUUUAUUCUCAGUUUAAUGCAAUUUUCCAUAAUACCAUAAUGAAAUCAUCUGCCACAGUGUUCACUAUGUCUUGCUUUUUUGUCACUAUACACCACACCAGGUUUAUUAAACAGAUAAGACAUUCAUUGAUCUCAAUAUGGUAUAAAUAGACAUGCCGACUAUCCUAGUCCAACAACACGUUGAUUUAAACUGCUAGCAAUGGUUCACUCAAAAGUCAAACCUUCAAGCUAAUUGUUGCCUUACUUUUCAAAAAAGUUUUCUCGAACCCUAGUAUAUUAGAGGAUUUGACCUGCCCUACAUACAAUGCAACAGUUUCUGUGUAAUGUAUUGUUUUUACUUGUACAUACAAUGGUAUUAUAUUCUUCUUUUUAAUAAAACAAAUCU